GAGGGGGUAUUUAGUAACAUGAAGGGGCGGGCCGUUGUCUCAGAGCCGCUCAGACCAGUCAAUAGGAGGGAGGUCCCGCAGCCGUCAGGGACUCACAACCAGGGAAAUAGCCGUUUUCAGAUUGGAUUGCUUGAUCUCAGACUCACAACUGUGUACAAAAGCCGUCAGUUACACAGUUGGUCUCAUAGUGAGAGUGAGAUCUGAUCAGAAAAGGUACUGAAGUUUUCAAGAUUGAGGUGUUAGAAACCCCAAAUUCAAAGAUGGAGGGCAACGUUGUAGUGAAAGAGGUGACUAUAUUGGAGACUGCUGAUGACAUCCAGAACCGGAGGGAUCAGGUCCUCUCACGGUACUCGCAGUUCCGCUCAGAUGCCCGGCAGAAGAGAGAUAAACUUGAGGAUUCACGUCGAUUCCAGUAUUUCAAGCGUGAUGCUGAUGAAUUGGAGUCAUGGAUUCAUGAGAAGCUCCAGGCAGCUUCUGAUGAGAGUUACAAAGAUCCCACCAACCUUCAGGCCAAGAUUCAAAAGCACCAAGCCUUUGAGGCAGAGGUGGCUGCCCAUUCUAAUGCUAUUGUGGUGCUGGAUAACACUGGCUCUGAGAUGAUCAACCAACAGCAUUUUGCCUCUGAUGUCAUCCGUCAGAAGCUUGAUGAACUGCACCGGCUGUGGGAGCUGCUACUUAGCCGCUUGGCAGAUAAGGGCAUGCGCCUGCAGCAAGCCCUGGUUCUGGUUCAGUUUCAACGGCAGUGUGAUGAGGUCAUGUACUGGAUCAAUGACAAGGAGACCUAUGUCACUUCUGAAGAGUUUGGUGUAGAUUUGGAGCAUGUGGAAGUGCUUCAGAGAAAGUUUGAUGAAUUCCAGAAAGACAUGGCAGCCCAGGAAUACCGUGUCACAGAGGUCAAUGCUCUGGCAGAGAAGCUGGUGACUGAGGGACACCCAGAGGUGGAGGUAAUCACCAAGCGGAAGAAGGAACUGAAUGAAGCUUGGCAGCGCUUGCGGCAGCUGGCUCUCACACGUCAGGAGAAACUUUUUGGAGCUCAUGAGAUUCAGCGUUUCAAUAGGGAUGCUGAUGAGACGAUUGCUUGGAUUGCAGAGAAGGAUGUUGUCCUUUCUUCAGAUGACUAUGGUCGUGAUCUUGCCUCUGUCCAGACUCUGCAGCGCAAACAUGAAGGUCUGGAGCGUGAUCUUGCUGCGUUGGAAGAUAAAGUUUCCACUCUCGGUGAAGAAGCCACUCGUUUGUGUGGAAUCCAUUCUGACCAUGCUGAGCAGACCAAGGCAAAGUUAGCUGAAAUUGAGCAUUCUUGGUCCACCCUGACUGCCAAAGCACAGGAAAGACGCCGUUGUCUUGAUGAUUCGUACUAUUUACACCGUUUCCUCUCUGACUUCAGAGAUCUCAUCUCUUGGAUCAAUGACAUGCGUGCUAUCAUCUCUGCUGAUGAACUGGCUAAGGAUGUAGCUGGGGCAGAAGCUUUGCUAGAACGCCACCAAGAACACAAAGGAGAAAUUGAUGCUCGAGAAGACAGCUUCAAAACUUGUCGUGAGGCAGGCGAGAAGCUUGUAGAGAAGAACCAUAAUGCAGCAGAAGAGGUUAAGCAAAAUUUGGCUACCCUCAGUAGUGAGAAAGCCACCUUGCUGGCAUUGUGGGAGGAGCGACGCAUCUUGUAUGAACAGUGCAUGGAUCUGCAGCUGUUCUAUCGUGACACUGAGCAGGCUGACACUUGGAUGGCUAAGCAAGAAGCUUUCCUUGAAAAUGAGGAUCUUGGGGAUUCAAUUGAUUCUGUUGAGGCUCUGAUUAAGAAACAUGAAGACUUUGAAAAAUCACUUGCUGCUCAAGAGGAAAAGAUCAAGGCUCUUGAUGAAUUUGCCACCAAGUUGAUGGAAGGCCAGCAUUAUGCAGCUGAUGAUGUGUCUCAAAGAAGAGAACUGCUUUUGGAGCGUCGUUCAGACCUCCUGGAAAUGUCUGCACGUCGCAGAACCAUGCUUGAAGAUUCUUACCGUCUACAGCAGUUUGAACGUGACUGUGAUGAAACAAAGGGAUGGAUUAAUGAGAAACUGAAGUUUGCCACUGAUGACAGCUACCUUGAUCCUACAAACUUGAAUGGUAAAGUUCAGAAGCAUCAGAACUUUGAUCAAGAACUGAGUGCCAAUAAGUCACGUAUUGAGGAAAUUACAUCAACUGGAAAGGAGCUUCUUGAUGCUGACCAUUAUGCCAGUGACAAGAUCAGCAGUCGCAUGGAAGAGAUUGUUCAAUUGUGGACUUCUCUUGAAGAGGCCACUCGCAGGAAGGGAUCUAAGCUAGAAGAAGCCUCACAGCAACAACAAUUUAAUCGAGGAGUUGAGGACAUAGAACUCUGGCUGUCUGAGAUUGAGGGCCAGCUCAUGAGUGAGGACUUUGGUAAGGAUCUUACAGCUGUGAAAAACCUUCUCAAGAAGCAUGCAUUGCUGGAGGCUGAUGUUGCUGCCCACCAAGACAGAAUUGAUGGGGUGAGAAUUGCAGCUGACCAGUUCGUGGACCGGGGACACUUUGAUGCAGACAACAUCAAGGCUAAACAAAUGACCCUUCAGGAACGCUACAAUUCCUUGCAAAAACCAAUGAAUUUACGUAAGGACCGCUUGAAGGAUUCUCUGUUAGUGCAGCAGCUAUUCCGGGACAUUGAUGAUGAAGAGGCCUGGAUUCGAGAGAAGGAACCCAUUGCAGGUUCAACCAACCGUGGCCGAGAUCUCAUUGGAGUUCAGAAUCUGAUAAAGAAGCAUCAAGCUGUUCUUGCUGAAGUGAACAACCAUGAGCACAGGAUUGUUGCAGUUACAUCAUCUGGGGAGGACAUGAUCAGUGAUGGUCACUUUGCUGGAGAAGAGAUCAAGCAGCGGGUUAACACCCUCAACCAGCACUGGGCACAACUGAAAGAGCGGGCCAACCAGCGGCGGCAGGAUUUGGAUGACUCCCUCCAGGCCCAUCAGUACUUUGCUGAUGCCAAUGAGGCAGAGUCCUGGAUGAAGGAAAAGGAACCUAUUGCAGCUGGAGGAGAUUUUGGCAAGGAUGAAGACUCUGCAGAAGCACUGUUGAAAAAGCAUGAGGCUUUGAUGAGUGAUUUGGAAGCCUUUAGCUCCACCAUUGCUGCCCUGGAUGAACAAGCUACAGCUUGCCGCCAGCAGGAAGUGCCAGUCACUGACAUCACUGGGAAGGAGUGCGUAGUGGCACUCUAUGACUACACAGAGAAGUCACCUCGUGAAGUCUCUAUGAAGAAGAACGAUGUGCUGACCCUCCUGAAUGCCACCAACAAGGAUUGGUGGAAGGUGGAGGUGAACGAUCGCCAAGGCUUUGUUCCAGCUGCUUAUGUGAAGAAAAUUGACUCUGGACUAACAGCCUCUCAACAGAACCUUGCUGAUGGGAAUUCGAUUGCUGCUCGUCAAAAUCAAAUCAGGGGCCAGUAUAAGAACUUGAUGGCUAUGGCUCAAGAACGACACAAGAAGCUGAGUGAAACAGUGCAGGCUUAUGUGUUGGUUAGGGAGGCUGCAGAGCUUUCCCAGUGGAUUAAAGACAAGGAACAACAUGCACAGAUUGAGGAUGUUGGGGAGGAUCUAGAACAGGUUGAAGUGCUCCAGAAGAAGUUUGAUGACUUCAAGACAGAUCUGCAAGCAAAUGAAGUACGCCUGGCAGAGAUGAAUGAGAUUGCAUUGCAGCUGAUGAGUCUCGGCCAAACUGAAGCAGCCCUCAAGAUUCAGACUCAGAUUGAGGACCUUAAUACCAAAUGGAAUUCUCUGCAGCAAAUGGCACAGGAGCGACAGUUCCAGCUAGGCUCAGCUCAUGAGGUGCAGCGUUUCCAUCGUGAUGUUGAUGAGACAAAGGAUUGGAUUCAGGAGAAAGAUGAAGCCCUCAACAAUGAUGACUGUGGCCGAGACUUGCGUAGUGUGCAAGCUCUUCAGCGUAAACAUGAAGGGCUUGAACGUGAUUUGGCUGCCCUGGGAGACAAGAUUCGGCAGCUGGAUGAGACAGCCAACAGGUUGAUGCAGACUCACCCUGAGGCAGCAGACACCAUUUAUGGCAAACAGAGGGAAAUUAAUGAGCUGUGGACUCAGCUGACUGCAAAGGCUAAUGCACGUAAGGAAAAGUUGUUGGAUUCCUAUGAUCUCCAGCGCUUCCUGAGUGAUUAUCGUGACCUCAGCUCAUGGAUUGCAUCCAUGAUGGGACUUGUCAGCUCUGAUGAACUGGCCACUGACGUCACAGGGGCUGAGGCUUUGCUGGAAAGACACCAGAGCUUCAGGGCCGAGUUUGACUCACGCUAUGGUAUUCCCCAGGAACACCGCACUGAAAUUGAUGCACGUGCUGGCACCUUCCAAGCCUUUGAGCUCUUCGGACAUCAGCUCCUGCAGUCAGGUCACUUUGCCUCUGCUGAAGUUCAGGAAAAGUUGGAUGCCAUGAAUGAGGCCCGACAGGACCUUGAGAGGGCAUGGAUUGCACGCCGCAUGAAAUUGGACCAGUGUUUGGAGCUCCAGCUUUUCUACCGGGACUGUGAACAAGCUGAAAACUGGAUGUCAUCUCGAGAAGCCUUCCUGUCCUCAGAUGAAGCUGAUGCUAAGGCUGACAAUGUUGAGGCAUUGAUCAAGAAGCAUGAAGACUUUGACAAAGCCAUUAAUGCCCAGGAAGAAAAGAUAGCUGCUCUGAAUCUGUUUGCUGAUCAGCUUGUUGCUGCCGAACAUUAUGCCAUGAAAGACAUUGGAGACAAGAGAGGACAAGUAUUAGAUCGCUGGCAACAUCUGAAGGAAGCUCUCAUUGAGAAGCGCUCCAAGCUUGGGGAGUCUCAGACCCUCCAGCAGUUCUCGCGCGAUGCUGAUGAGAUUGAGAACUGGAUAGCUGAGAAGCUUCAGGUUGCCACUGAGGAAAGUUUCAAGGACCCAGCAAAUAUUCAGUCAAAACACCAGAAGCAUCAGGCCUUUGAGGCUGAAUUAGCUGCUAAUGCUGACCGUAUUCAGAGUGUUCUGUCGAUGGGACAGAACCUGAUUGAUAAACACCAGUGUGCUGGCUCUGAAGAGGCUGUGCAGCAAAGGCUGGAGUCCAUAUCAGAACAGUGGGACUUCUUGACCCAGAAAUCAGCUGAAAAAUCUCUCAAGCUGAAAGAAGCAAAUAAGCAAAGAACAUUUAUUGCAGCUGUAAAGGACUUGGACUUUUGGCUUGGUGAGGUAGAGUCUCUUCUCACCAAUGAGGAUGUGGGUAAAGAUCUUGCUAGUGUCCAGAACUUGAUGAAGAAGCACCAGCUUGUUGAAGCUGACAUCCAGGCCCAUGAUGACCGCAUCAGUGACAUGAAUGGACAGGCUGACUCUCUGGUGGAGAGUGGCCAGUUUGAUACUGCCAACAUUCAGGAGAAGCGUCAGAGCAUCAAUGAGAGAUAUGAGCGCAUCAAGAACUUGGCUGCCCACCGCCAGUCUAGGCUGAAUGAGGCUCUCACCCUUCAUCAGUUCUUCAGAGACAUUGCUGAUGAAGAGUCAUGGAUCAAGGAGAAGAAACUUCUGGUAGCUUCUGAAGAUUUUGGAAGAGAUCUGACUGGUGUCCAAAACUUGAGGAAGAAGCACAAGCGUCUGGAAGCAGAGUUGGCUUCCCAUGAACCUGCCAUCCAAGCUGUGCAAGAGGCAGGAGAAAAGCUGAUGGGUGUCUCUAAUGUUGGUGUGUCUGAAAUUGAGAGCCGCCUCCAACAGUUGUCUGAGACCUGGUCCCAGCUGAAGACUAUGGCUGAACAGCGUGGUCAAAAGUUGGAACAGUCUCUCACUUACCAGCAGUUCCUGGCUAAGGUGGAGGAGGAGGAGGCAUGGAUCAGUGAGAAGACUCAGCUGCUCUCUGUCCCAGAUUAUGGUGACAAUAUGGCUGCUGCUCAAGGCCUUUUGAAGAAGCAUGAUGCCUUUGAGACUGACUUUGCUGUGCAUCGUGACCGUUGCAAUGAUGUGUGUGAAGCUGGAGCCAAGCUGGUUGCAGAUGGCAAUCACCAUGGAGACUCCAUCAAGCAGCGAUGCCAACAGCUGAAGGACAAGUUGGAAGCUCUGAAUGGCAUUGCUACUCGCAGGAAGAGGAAGUUGGCAGACAAUUUGGCAUAUCUCCAGUUCAUCUGGAAGGCUGAUGUGGUGGAGUCUUGGAUUGCUGACAAGGAGUCGCAUGUCAAGUCUGAGGAAUUUGGACGUGACUUGAGUUCUGUCCAGACACUCCUUACUAAGCAGGAGACCUUUGAUGCCGGUCUUGCUGCAUUUGAACAUGAGGGAAUCCAGAACAUCACCACCCUGAAGGACCAGUUGGUGUCUGGUAACCAUGAACAGUCUGAGUCCAUCAUCAAGCGCCAUGCAGAUGUUGUGGCCCGUUGGAACAAACUUCUCAGUGAUUCCCUUGAGCGCAAGAACAAGCUGUUAGUGAUGCAGGAACAGUUCCGUGAAAUUGAAGAGCUCUACCUUACAUUUGCCAAGAAGGCCUCUGCUUUCAACUCUUGGUUUGAAAAUGCUGAGGAGGAUCUUACAGAUCCAGUGCGUUGUAACAGCAUUGAAGAAAUCAAGGCUUUGCGUGAGGCUCAUGCUCAGUUCCAGGCAUCUCUUUCCUCAGCCCAGGCAGACUUUGAAGCUCUGGCUGCUCUAGACCAACAGAUUAAGAGCUACAAUGUUGGUCCCAAUCCCUACACAUGGUUUACUAUGGAGGCUCUUGAAGAUACUUGGCAAAACCUGCAGAAAAUCAUCAAGGAACGAGAUACAGAGUUAUCUAAGGAGGCACAACGACAAGAGGAGAAUGACAAACUGAGGAAAGAAUUUGCCAAGCAUGCCAAUGCCUUCCACCAAUUGCUGACAGACACUAGGUUCCAUCUCCUGGGUUUCUCCCUUAUCGGCUAUGAUGAGAGAUCCUCCAUGAUGGAGGGAUCAGGUACUCUGGAACAGCAGCUAGAGGCUACACGGCAGAAGGCUGCUGAAGUGAGGGCACGCCGGUCAGACUUAAAGAAGAUUGAAGACUUGGGACAGAUCCUGGAGGAACAUCUCAUCCUUGAUAAUCGAUACACUGAGCACAGCACGGUGGGGUUGGCACAGCAAUGGGAUCAAUUAGACCAGCUAGGAAUGCGCAUGCAGCACAACUUAGAGCAGCAGAUACAGGCCCGCAACCAGUCUGGAGUGUCAGAAGAUGCCCUCAAGGAGUUCAGCAUGAUGUUCAAGCACUUCGACAAAGAGAAGUGUGGUCGUCUGAACCAUGCUGAAUUCAAGUCCUGCCUGCGAGCACUGGGGUAUGACCUGCCCAUGAUAGAAGAGGGACAGAGUGACCCAGAGUUUGAGGCCAUCUUAGAUGUUGUUGAUCCAAACCGUGAUGGUGCAGUCUCACUCCAGGAAUACAUGGCCUUCAUGAUUUCCAAGGAGACCGAGAAUGUCCACAGCUCAGAGGAGAUCCAAAAUGCCUUCCGGGCAAUUGCUGCAGGAGACCGUCCAUAUGUGUUGCGAGAAGAACUUUAUCAGAACCUCACCAAAGAGAUGGCAGACUACUGUGUGGGGCGGAUGAAACCAUACGAAGACCCCAAGACGGGCAACACAGUUCCUGGAGCAUUAGACUACAUGGAGUUCACACGUACUCUCUUCUCCCAGUAGCAUGCAGUUUACUCCUUGUUCACACUUGCUUUAACAUAGCUUUUACUAUAUCCAUGAAGUGCUACUCUUAUAGAAUAGAUGUUAAAUAAAUUAUAUUAGUCACGUAUCCUGUUGUGCACAGAGAAAUCCGAGAAAAUGUAUAACAUUUAGUCUUGGGCAGCUCUCCACUUAGAUUGUUGGUCUAGUAAUGGGACUGCUACUGGAUGUUUCAAUCUUAGCUUGGCUUUGUUUAGCUCUACCAUUUUUGAUUCCGAUUUUGUAAAACUCAGAAAUUUAAUAAAUGACCUCUAAAAAUUGUAUGGAAGACAACUAUGGACAAAGUACUUUGAGGGAGGCUUACGGUAGUUAUGAUGAAAGUUGCAUAACAGCUGUGUUAAGUCAUUGUGCUUGAAGACUGCCACUCUGGUCCUGCUCACAUAAACAUACACACACAUGCACACACAAUCACCAGUGCAGAUCAUAGUUCUAGGAAUGCUAUGUAGCAGGACUGAAGGAGUGAGGAGGUUGUACCCGCUGGUACUGAAGAAUAUGACGGCUACUAAAACUUGGACCCUCUUCUCGCUCCUCAGUCAUGUUUCAUUGCAAUAAGAAAUUAACACUCACAUGCACAGACACAGUUCCCUUUCCAUACAGGUUUCUGGGUGCAGGUAAGGGUUAUAGGGAGGGCAUGUAGCAAGGUUCAAGGAGUAAGGGGUUCUUCCAUCAGGGACUGAAAGAAAUCUGACGGCUAAGCAUCAGGCCCUCUCCUCACUCCUUUACCAAGCUAUGCAAGCACUGAGGCAGCAUCUGUCAUUGAGAAUGGAAGGGAAUGACUGGAAUACAACUUGACAUUAAUAAUGUCAUUUCACCAACCCACACUUUGCAUGAGAUAAGCUUGUGAAAGGCAUCUAUAUUUAUUGUUAUUUUGAAAAAUGUAGAGUGAGUGAGGAUUGAGGGUGGCAGUCAUGGUGAAGGGAGCUUUUCCUCCAGCAAGCUAUCUUUUCUGUCUUAAAAUACUAUGAACUCCAAUUGUUCUUGAUUCCAGUAUUAAAGUUUGUGAAGUAUA
Molecule: messenger RNA, 8637 nt
Organism: Scylla paramamosain (green mud crab)
Lineage: Eukaryota; Metazoa; Arthropoda; Malacostraca; Decapoda; Portunidae
Gene: alpha-Spec
Product: spectrin alpha chain-like
Exons: 21
Coding region: 261-7592 (2443 amino acids)
Biological process (GO): actin cytoskeleton organization
Cellular component (GO): cell projection; cell junction; cortical actin cytoskeleton
Molecular function (GO): actin filament binding; calcium ion binding
Source: RefSeq, a predicted model, not a curated record